AUAUAAAAAAUCCACAGUUUCGCAUCACCUCUCUCUUUUCUCACUUUCGUCUUUGACGAAAGACACAAUCUUUCGCUCUCUGUAAAUUCCAGAGAUACAUGUUCGAUGAUGGGAAGGAGGACCUGAGGUCUUCAAGCUGAUUCUUCACCAAUACUUGCUUCUCAAAACGACGAAUUCUCGUUGGUUAAAACCAUGGCCGAGUCUUCAAAGGAAGAGGUGGUUCAGCUCAUCAAGCGCUUCGGGGCUUAUCUCACUGUCAAGAUGUCCAGUCUAUUCCCGAUCUCCCUCCACAAUCUGAAUUCACGUUCUAUUGGGGCAAUUGCGGGCUUUGCUGUCGCAAUAGUUUUCACAUGGAGGCUGCUGAGAUCACCGAGUGGACCUCAAAGAAGGCAACCCAAGCGGCAGGCACCUGCAUCGAGUAGUUCUGGCGUCAGUUCAAAUUCAAAUGCAACAUUGACAACUCCGGGAGUUUCAUCUUCAGAGGACUCCAGAACCCAAAACGUUGUUGAUGAAUUUUUUCAGCCAGUAAAGCCUACUUUGGGGCAAGUAGUUCAGCAGAAACUGAGUGAAGGAAGAAAGGUAACUUGUCGUUUACUCGGAGUAAUCCUUGAGGAAAGUACCCCGGAGGAACUUCAGAAACAUGUUACUGUGAGGUACUCAGUGCUGGAAGUACUCUUGGAGAUCACAAAAUUUUGUGAUCUGUAUCUCAUGGAAACAGUUCUCGAUGAUGAAAGUGAAAAAAAGGUUCUAGUGGCUUUGGAAGAUGCUGGGAUUUUCACAUCUGGAGGUUUGGCCAAAGACAAGGUUCUCUUCUGUAGCACAGAGAAUGGACGGACUUCUUUUGUUCGGCAAUUGGAACCAGAUUGGCAUAUCGACACAAAUCCUGACAUCAUAUUCCAAUUAUCUAGGUUUAUCAAGUAUCAGCUUCACAUAUCUCCUACCAGAACGGAACGGGCUGCUUCUAAUGCAUUCAACUCCCCAUCCUUGGAACAGUUCUUUGGACCUGUUUGACGCCCCGAGAAACGAAAGAUAAGAAUACAAUGUUUAGAUUUCUAUUAGGGUUUUCUUUUCCCCACAUUCGGGUUUUGUGUCGAUCGUACUUUUGAAGUUCCGGCUGCAGCUUAACAAUGCUAAACGCCGGUCUUCUUGUCGGUGUAUUUUUGUAUCCUGUCGUUGGUAGUCAGAUGAUAGACUUGCUCUGUAUCACCCCACUGUUUCAAGGGACAAUCCCAUUGUUUGAAAUUUGUUGGAUCAAAUCGAAACUCCGACUUAAAAUUUUCAUGAAAUGGUUAAUGCUAUUGUUUGCAACUUA
Messenger RNA from Pyrus x bretschneideri (Chinese white pear), 1312 nucleotides. RefSeq names its product peroxisome biogenesis protein 22. Gene Ontology annotation, biological process: peroxisome organization. The record is from RefSeq and is a predicted model, not a curated record. Bases 193 to 1011 code for a protein of 272 amino acids. The transcript has 8 exons. Lineage: Eukaryota; Viridiplantae; Streptophyta; Magnoliopsida; Rosales; Rosaceae.